AUGCGAGCGGCUUUGCAUGGCACGGGCACGGGCACGGGCAUGGCAGCGCGCUUGAGGCUCCGCUCCGCCGCCCCGCGGGGUUACACCCCGGCUCUGCCCGGGCCGGGGCUUUGCAUCCAGCAGCGGCCGGUGAAGCAGUCCCUCAGUAAGUCCCUCUGCAGAGAAUCCCACUGGAAAUGUCUGCUCCUCUCCCUUCUCAUGUACGGCUGCAUGGGAGCUAUGACCUGGUGCCAUGUGACCAAGGUCACCCGGUUGACCUUUGACAGUGCCUACAAGGGCAAGUCCAUGAUGUAUCAUGAUAGCCCCUGCUCCAAUGGCUAUGUUUACAUCCCCCUGGCCUUCCUGGUGAUGCUCUACGUGGUCUACCUGGUGGAGUGCUGGCACUGCUACACCCGCAAUGAGCUGCAGUACAAGGUGGACGUGGAGAGCGUGCAUGAGCGGGUGCAGAGAAUGCAGCAGGCCACCCCGUGUAUCUGGUGGAAAGCCAUCAGCUACCACUAUGUCCGAAGGACCCGGCAGGUCACCCGCUACCGCAAUGGGGACGCCUACACCACGACCCAGGUGUAUCACGAGAGAGUCAACACUCAUGUGGCGGAGGCCGAGUUUGACUACUCCAACUGUGGGGUGAAGGACAUCUCCAAGGACCUGAUGGACCUGGAGAGCUACCCAGCCACUCGGCUCCGCUUCACCAAAUGCUUCAGCUUUGCCAACGUGGAGUCCGAGAACUCCUACCUGACCCAGCGCGCCCGUUUCUUCACCGAGAAUGAGGGGCUGGACGACUACAUGGAGGCCAGGGAGGGGAUGCACCUCAAGAAUGUGGAUUUCAAGGAAUACAUGGUGGCCUUUUCAGACCCAGAUAACCUUCCCUGGUACGUGUCCCACUACGUCUUCUGGGUGGCUGCCCUGGUGACCCUGUCCUGGCCCCUGCGGGUGCUGAAUGAGUACCGCACCUCCUACGUCCAUUACCACGUGGAGAAGCUCUUUGGGUUUGACUUUGUGGCUGUAACACCAGCUGAGGAGCGCUCCUUCUGCAGGAGGAUGCCCCGUGUCAACACGGUGGACAGCACUGAGCUGGAGUGGCACAUCCGGUCCAACCAGCAGCUAGUGCCCAGCUACUCAGAGGCUGUCCUGAUGGACUUGGUGGGGCUCUCCAGCUGCACCAGCUACUCCGCUUGCAGGUACGGGGGCUACCGGCAGAACUGCGAGCGGUGCCACAGGACUAUAAGCAGCUCGUCCAUCUUCUCCCGCAGCGCCCUGAGCAUCUGCAAUGGCAGCCCCAGGAUCCCCUUCAGCAGCAGCCGCUUCUCGCUGGGCCGCCUCUACGGCUCCCGGCGCAGCUGCCUCUGGCAGAGUCGGAGUGGGAGCCUGAACGAGCAGAGCUGCCCAACUGAGCAAACCCGGCUCUCCAGCCAGGUCACAGUGGAGGAGGAGGACCCUCCUGCUUACCAGGAUGCUCUCUACUUCCCUGUCCUUAUUGUGCACCGUAACGAGGGCUGCCUCAACCACGACCACCGUCACCUCCAUCGGAACGGGUCCUGCAUGGAGACCUCACUGUGAGUGAAUGGCGGCGAGGAUCUCCCUCUUGAUCACUGUGUCUCCAGACACAGGGACUUGGGAAGGGAGGGGAUAGCCAGGAAAAUGAGGCACCAGUGCCCUGCUCAGCAUGUGGGAUAGAGAGGUCACUGCCUCUUGGUCUCCAAGGAUAGGCUCAACAGCUGCUGCAUUUGCGCCAUGGCCCCUUUGAUGUCACAGAGGAGAGGGUGGCAGCAGGAUGGGCCAGCAGCAGCGCCACCUGUGGCAUGGCACAAAAUGACAGACCGACGGCCACAUGCAGAAAAUGGUAGAAAAGAAAGGACUGAAGGAGGGAGCUGCAUGCUGUAGUUCCACGCUCUGCCUUGAAAGGCCCAUGCUGGCUGGAAUAGUGCUAAAUGACAACUACCGCCCACCACCCUGCUGCACCCGUGACCUCUGCCCCUCUCCCCCAGCGCUGCAGACUUACUCUCCCGCAGAGGGGUCCUGCACGGGGCCAAGAGGAGCAAGGCUUGGCAGCACAUUCUCUUUGAAGCAGCGAUUAACUCCUCAUGCGCCAAAGAUCCUGGGGCACCCGGGCCCAUAGAGCUGAAGGGCAGUUUAGAGGAAGUGCUCAAGACCACAAGGCCAACUCUUUCGCCCUUUUGUUGAGACUGCGCUCUGACUGUUACACUGUCCUCAUCUGCUGGGAGGGGCAUUGCCACCAGAUGGCUCUUUAGAAAGCCUCAGCACUCCAGGGCCAAGAAUCAGCAUCCCCUAGGUAAAGCUUAAAGCAUUCCAAUGACUUUUUUCCAUUUGGAGUUGCAAAGAGCAGGAAGCAACAGGGAAUCUACUGAGGAAAGGCCAGACCUGGCGUUAGAGCACAGUUACAGCAUGAAGCCAGUAGGUCUGGCAGGAGAAGGCCCAGCCUGCAAAGCAAACCAUGGAGACCUGCGUGUGCUGGGAGUUUUCGGGAAGCCAAAGACACCCGAUGGGGAAGGGGUGAGUUGGGCAGCUGGGGACCCCCAGGGCUUGAAGUAAGCGAGGUCUAGUCAUAAUUAAUUCAGCCAAGCAAGGAAUCUGGCAUCCAGGGAGGUUCUGUUAGGUUCAACUGCAGUUUACCUAUGAAUAAUAGAAGAGCAAGUUGGUGGGUCUUGGGAAGAGUAAAUAUUACAUGAAGUCAGGCUGGCUCCAGACUCCAGUCACUAAUACGAAGGGAAGCUGGGUUUGGCAUAGAGCUCUGAGGGCAAGGAGAGGCUGGAGAUGGAAGAAGGGUGGUGAUGUAGAAAGGCCCAGAGUUUCUGCUGUCCAUGCUGGUGAAGAGAAGGGCUGCUAACAAUCUGAAACAAUGCAACCCCUUUGGCCCAUGUGGUUACAAAGAGGGCUCCUCUCAGCAUGAUCCUCAGCUCCUGGGCCCCACGCUCCACUCUGAAGGGUUUCCACUGGCUCCUCAGGGGACUACCAUAUACAGUCUGCCCAACAACCUCUUUAGGGUGCCUCUCUCAUAGCACAGACCAAUGGGCAUAAUCCUCUGGCUGGCUGAAAAGUGAACAGAAACAAUCCUAUUGAAAAUACUCUGCAAAGGCCGUGCUCCCAGGUUCCGUACAGAGUCUGUGAGCAUGUUUACUGGAGGUAAAAGAACCCACCAAGCCCUGAGGGCAGGAGCCAGUUCCCUGGGAGGAGCUAAACACCAGCAGUGGUGGCAUGAAUGCAGCUCCCUGCCUUGCUCUGGGCAGAAACAGGACCUUCAACUCAGGUGUCUGCAGCAGGUAAAACCACAUUUCACCUUUCAGGUCCCAGUCCUGCAAUGGGAUCCAUCUGAAUGGCCCCCUGCAUCAACAUAGAGCCCCAUUGGUCAGUGAAGGUCCACCUAUGCAAUCCAAUAGCAGUAUCAGGGCCUAAAUGGGCCAUUUUCUUUAAACUUCUCCCUGAAACUAGUGCAUGUGGGUGAGAACUCCUGCUGGAUUGGGCUUGUGGAUGUGGGCAUUCAGGAGCUAAUCCUACGUACUCAGGCUCCUGCAAAUGAUCCUUAUAGACAUGAGCAGUCACUUGAAGUCAGUGGUUCUACUCACCACGGGUCAGGGUGGCAGGAUCAUGUCCUCAGAGAGCAGCAGCGACCACACAAGGCAUUUCUUUUACGCUAAAAUACAGAGGGUGGUUAGAAAUGAGGGGAUCAUUUUGAAAUGUGCUCAAGAAAACCCCUGAUGGCCCAUUACCUGGCUGCAGUGAGUUGCCUUUGUCCCACGGUCAUGUCACACUGGGGUCUGAACGUAACCAUUUUUGUAACCCUGGAAUGGACUCACCAGGGUUGCCCGCCUUUCACCACUUCAUAUGCACAUACCUAGAGGAAUCAGCGUCUCAGCACGCUCCCUGUCCUGCAAACCCUUACUCAUGUGAGGAGUCCUUACUGGAAACAAUGAGGCUACUUGCAUGAGGAAGGAUUUGCAGGAUUGGGCCCAUAAAUACUUGGUGGGAGGAGGGAAAAAGGAAGUUAUCAAGGCUGAACUGUAUUUUUUGUAGAGAUCUUUCAAAGUCUGUGCUAGGGUGUGCGAAAGGGGUACUGAGAUAAUGCCUCUUAGGCCCACAAGCUCUGGACUGGCUCUGUUUGUGUUGCCUUCUCCAUUAGCACAUCACCGCACCUCUUGAACUCAUUAUAGACUCACCAGUUUUCCUAAGGCCCCUUUUCCAUUCAGCCAGCUGGUCUGUGCCUGUUGAAUGGCCAAGUUCUGGCCUUGGCCAGUGAUCACCCCAGUCCCCGCUGUCUGUCAGCAUUUCCAUCACCCGCCCUGGCAGAGAACUGCAUGGAGCAAUUCCCACCACUAGCCAGCAGCAAGCUUUGAACCCAGGCAGCAGCAUAGUUCUCCACUGCUUGAGCUAAAGGACCAACUCCAGUAGCUGGCAGCAGCAGCAGGCAGGAGAUGUCUAUCCCCCUGCAGAUCUGCUGCAGAAAGGGGACAAGUAACACACUGAAUCAAGUGUUACAUUGCAUUGGGUUCAGCCAGACCUCCCCUGGUCCAUUUCUGCAUGUAAUGUGCUGUACUGUUUCACUGACUAGAUCUCAGUGCCUGACCACUUCCUGCAUCCCCCACCCCUGUUCUCAGUAAUGCUGUUGUGUUGGUCACUUUCCAGAAUCUGACCUGCCUUUAGGGAAUUUCUCUAAUAAGAAUUAAUACUUCACUAACUUCUCCCCUCAUUGCCAAGAUAAAGAUCUUUCCUCAUGUUACUAACAGGCCCUGAGACUGUUGGAUCUGAAAGAAUUUUAAACAUCUCAUUAACUUUCCCCCAUCCCUGAUGAAGUUUAUUCUCUGUUCUGCUAUUAUGCAAUGAAAUUAGGCUGGUCAGUUUCACACUGAGUUUUCUAGUCAGUUUCACUUGUUCUCAGGUACUAAAACAAAAACUGUUUGAACUGAAACUUUUUUAAAGCCUCAUAGUUCCAUUCAGAGUUUGUCUUGUCAAACUCCCCUCCUCCCACUACAGAACCUCCCGGUGGGCCAGCCUAUACUCCAUGCUGCUCCCAAGGCCCGCCGGGGAUAUCAGCUGGCAGUUCCUUCAUGGAGCCGGGAGCACGGGCGUGUAUUUGGUGCGGUUCACCCCUGUCCCGGACACCUGCCCCUUCUGCGGCCUGAGGGAGACCCUGGUGCACAUUUACUUGGAAUGUGCCAGGUUGCAGCCCCUAUACCGGCUCCUCACCAAUAUACUGUUGUGUUUCUGGCUGCACUUUUCCCCUCACCUCCUUCUCUAUGCACUCCCUAUCCGUGGCCCCACAAAGUCAUGGGACCUCCUGGUCAACCUCCUCCAUGCCCUGGCUAAAAUUGCCUUCUACACAACCAGGGAGAGGAGAUUGGCCGAUGGGGACUCCUAUGACUGUGGGGCUUGUUUCCGAUCCUCUGUCCAUUCACGUAUCCGGGCAGAGUUCCUCUGGAUGGCGUCCACUGGAUUCCUUGACGCCUUCGAGGAGCAGUGGGCACUGUCCGGGGUUCUCUGCUCGGUGUCCCCGUGAGGCUCCCUUCUUAUGACCCUCUGACCGCACUCCUGUCCCUGUUCUUUUAUUAGUUAUCCCCCAAAAUAAGUUGGGUUUUGAGGUCCUGUAGAUCCUCCCCUUAGGCUGAGGGGAGGAUCCUUAAGCAGUGGGCGGGCUUCCGCCCACCCACUUCCCGGAACCCAAUAGGUCCCACUACAAAACCUACAUUUUGGGCUUAAAUGGCAGUGGCCCUUUAAGAACUGGUAGGUUUAAAUAACCAGGCCCUAGGUUAUCCCCCUGCUCUUCUGUUUCCAUUGUUGUCUGCACACUCUGCAAUGCUUCUGCCAAACCCACACCUGGCGGAAGUGGCUACAGCUCCACUGGCUCCUCUUACACCAAUUGAAUUUGGCUGCUAGUGCCUCAUUCUCCUCCUACUCAGGGCCCAGUGCAGCUCCAGUUAAUGUCAAUGGAAUAGCUCCUAGUGACGUGAGUGGGAGAUGAUGGAAUGUGCCCUUGAGCCUUGGUAAUGAGGAGUAUCCCCACUGAAGUCAAUGGAGUUAAAAUGGGCUGUGACUGGGGUAUGUGAGAGGAGACUCAGGCCCUCUUGGCCUUCCCCAGCUGUUCCAUUUUAAAGCUGCUCAUGGCUUAGAUUAGGCUACACUUGCCAUCCUUCUGUGCCCAGGUGCCUUAGAUCCAUGGAUUUAUUAUAGGGAUUGGCAAGUCUUUUGGUUCCCCUGGGGAGGGGGGAGCCCACAGAACAGGGGCAGGUUAGAAGGGUUUGCUUGCCCACAUCCUUUAUUCACCAGCAGCAAAACUCUACUGCCUAACACACUGCCCAUUAGCUUUGUCCUGUCCUGUUCACACCAAGAUUCCUUUCCCCUGGGUUCAGGUUCAUCUUGGUCCUUAGAUAGCUCCAUUUUCACCCAUACCACCCUCAAAGUCUCAUUGUGGAGACUGUCCUACCAGCCAGCAAGGCUAGGCUUCCUCUGGACGCUGCUGCUGACUUGGUCAGAAGGGCUCCGCAGAGUGAUGGGAACCACCCACUCCCCCAGCCCCUGGGACUGAACAAACUCCCCCACUCCCAACCGAAGUUCAUGUUUCAAACACAGCUUCUCCAUGUGGCACCAUUAGGCUCAAUGAUGCUGCUGGGAGAAGUUUUGCCUGGAAUUCUUCACCACCAAAGCCUGGGCCAGGGUUGUCCAAGAUUGCUUGAAGCCCCUCCAAGCUCUCCGCCUGCCUACCCCUCUGUGGAUUGAGGUGUUGCUUCUACAAUGUCCUGAACCCCUGCCAGUCCCAGGGAGAGAAAAAGUGGGUUCAGUAAUCCAACCCAGGCCUCCCACGGAGCAGCACUUGUACUGGAACCACUAAAGCCACCGCUGAUUUGGGGGCACCUUUAAGAGCAACUUGACAUCGCAUAGACCAGCCCCCAUUUCUCCUUCAGCAACAGGAGCAAAGCUGCCCCCUGGAGUCUAAUCUCCCUCCAUUAACUCCUCACCCAAUUCUGAUCCCCACUUUGAGAGGAAGGCAAUUAACAGCCCUAGCUACCCUUUUCCUGAGCCACCCUUUACCUAACGGUGUUAGCAGUGCCCAGUGGGGCCUGGUGCUAGGAUACAUGGGGAAAGCUUGUGCCAUAGAAGGGAGGUUAAGCACGAGGCAUCUCAAUCUGAUGAGGAAAGGGCAGACUCGGCCUGUGUGUGCGUGUUGGUGCGUGACCGCACACAACAAAGCCUCUGCCCAGCUCGGGUCUGCUGCCUCCUCCCUGCUCUCCUGACGCUAGCCCAUUAAUAAAUCCAGCUGUCCACUUGAGUUAAGAUUCUCCUCCCCUGUCAGAUAAGAGAUUCUCACCAUGUAGUGGAGGAGUCCCCUGGGCUGAGGGGAGGGAAUGCUGAGAUCAGAGGCACCAGUGGCCAAUUAAUCCCUUUGAAAUCCAGCAGCUUCUCCAACACACUGCCUUUUUUCUAAGCUCUGUCGUAAGGCGGAUGGCAGCAUGCAGAGCCAGCGCUCUGGGGUAUCUGCCCAUCAUCCCUGCAUCCUUCCUGUGUUCCUUUGUGCUUGCUGAGAUUCUGCUGAGCGGAUGAUGACAGGAGCAAUGCAGCUGCCAGCCUAUGCACUGGUACACACUAGAAAGUACCUUGACGGGAACAGUCACCCAGCCUGGGUCCCUAGGGGGCUGGAUAUGAGCAGCCCCAUCUGUAUGGGACUGUGUCUCACCUGACUUUCCUGGACCCCAACGAGAAGGCUAUUGGGGGGAGGGGCUCCAUCCUCCUUUCCGGUUCCCUCCUCCCCCAGUCCUGAGCUACAGUGGAGUCAGGCAGGUGCCUUGCCUGAGAGGAUGAGCAGGGGCUAGGACAAUCCCUUCCAGCCCAAGCAUUUCCCUCCCUGGGGCAGGACAAGCCACGGUUAUGAAGGGAGACCUGGCUGCCAACUGUAACAGCAUAGUGGAUGUGCUGCAUCUGGGCAUGGGGCACAGCCAAGGGGGCUGGGGGGAGCAGGGAUGAAGGCAGGAGAUGGCCUGGGCUGAGGAUGAGAAACCUAGAGAGGCUGGGCUUGAACCAGGGACUCACAGAUGUUGUCUCCCCCCCACCCCCCUUUGACAGACCAUUUAGUCCAACCAUUCACCUGGGGCCUCAGCUCAGAGUCCAGUGCACCCCCCUUGCCCCAAUAUUCCUAUCCCAGGGACUGGGGGGAGAGAAUAGCAGCAUCCAGAACUGGUGCACAUGUUUAUGAAGGAGUGAGGGGGCUAGUACAUGGGUGUAUCCUGUUAAAUGGGAGGAGCGAGGAACCUACCAUGUGUCCAGUCAGGCCCACAUGAACAGGGAGAUGUUUUAAUUCUCCAAGGACACAAGUUAUUUACACUGUUGGCACAAAGCACCAAUCCUCCAGUCUGUGUGACCGUAACACCACUCGCAUUUCACCCCCUCUGGGUUGGAAUGGGACCCAGGGACCCCCAUGUGGCUAUAGACUUAGCAGCAUUGUCUGAACUGGCCAGGUAUCCAUUCUCCCUGCAGUCUAGUGUCUGAGCUCAGCUAUGUCUGUGCUGGGGAUGGUGAUUCCUUUGGCAGCUCAUUCGAUUGCCCAUCUGCUCAUCUCAUGAUAGCAUGUUGCCUGGUAUCUAACUUGAAUUGUUCCUGCUGUAUCUUAAUCCUGUUACUUCUUCUCCAUUGACUAAUGAGAGUAAUUGGCCCUGCUUCUCUCUGGAACAGCCCUCUCUGUAGGAGCAGACAUGUACCCUCCCUCUUCUGCCGUCUCUUCGUCAGAGCCCACGUGCUCACUUUCUUCCAGGAUCUUAUUGCACAGACCAUGUGCUUGCUGGACUGUGCAACCUUUUCUGUCCAAAGAUUCCUUCCUUGUGUCCUGCUGUUCAGCCCUGAAGAAAGCCAGCCCGGGAGAGGGGAAAGGAGCAAAGCAAGGAGGGGGCCACUAUUCCUGCAAGCUGAGGCUCAUCUCAGGGCUGAUUUCCCCUCUCCCGACAGCUCAGCAGAUCUCUGCAGAGUGAUUUUGCUCUCCGUGUUGUAGGUGCUCGGCACUGUUUUCCCUAUACCUGUGGAGAGCAAAGCCCCUACAGCCCAGAUCUGACCAUAUCCCUUAGUGAAGGUAGAAGCAUGCUGGAGCUAGGCUGCAAAGUGAGGAGGAGGGGAAGGGUAAACUUUUUUCAUCCCUGUCCCACCCAUUGUGAUCUCCCAUAUACUGGGGUUUGUUCUCAGCACAAUGCUUGCCAGAGCAGGCUUUUACCCACGGAGCACGCUGCUUGCAACGGGACAGCAGGCAGGCCCCCUUCUCCCAGCACGUGGAGCAGCUAAUACAGCCUUCAAAGAGAGUAAGGUUAAUAAUACUCUUGAGCUACUUUGCAUUUCCUGUUGCUGCCAACAUACUUGUCAUACAAGCACCUGUUAAGGUUUGGCUUUGCUAAUUAUAAAGGGGGGUGGGGUGUGGUUCAGCCAACCCUAAUCUGAAUAGACACAUUGCCGUCAUUUUAGCCAUUAUCAUUUUUGCUUUUGAACCUUCCCUAGCAGCGCUGGGUUCCCAACCAUUUUGCUAGUGCAGUGCAAGGAAGCGAAACUGACCAGCCUCGUGUCAUUGCCUGCAAUGCAACAUGUCAAACAAACAGUACUGAUGAGGACAACAGGUGAAUUUUCAUAAUGUUCUUUCAGAUUUAACAUUGGCAGGCACUGUUGAUAAGGCAGGGAGAGGAAACCCCUCUAUAUAGCCAACCCCAAGCAUUCCAAUAUGAAUCAGGCCCCCCAGAUGCAUAACCUGGCUUAAAAAGGAUAGCGUUUUUAAAAAUAAAUAACUUUGGGGUUCUUUUUAUCUGCUUUUAGGUCUUUGAGCCUUUACAAGUCACAUUUUGAAGCUUUUCUCCCCAACCACAAGGACUUAGAACUUUCUUUUUUCUUUAAAUGAAAGCAGAGACCCUCACCGUAUAAUGUGAUCCCCAAGAGCUGGAGCUUGACUAAGAACACUAACAAUCACAGGAGUUGACAACGCUGCUUUUCAGAUCUGAUUCUUGACAAUCCAGGGCAGUGCUGACAGCCAGCAAAUUUUCACUAUGGAAAAUGUAGAAGCUACUGUUUGCUUGACUUUUUUUAAAAAAAUCUCUUUUAAAAAUACUCACAAUCCAGAGAAAUAGCCCUUUGCUGCCCUUUGUUUCCCAAAUAAUUAGUUAACUUUUCUCAUCUUUUCCCUGUGUUCCGAUUAGGCUGAAGUAGCAAUUGAGGGCACAGGUGAUUUUCUCUACUCACUGCUUGGGAAGCAGGCAGGGGGAAGGGCAUUGCAUAUGCUCAGUGGUGACACUCCUUAAGAAGAGCGAGAUGGCUGACACUGCGCGUGUGAGUGGCCUUCAUAUGCAGGCCCCCAUUCUGCAACUGGCUCUACUGGAGUGGUCCUCUGUACCUACGCAGAGUCCACUAAGGGCCUGCCUGUGGGGAUUCAACUGUAGGAUUGGGCCUUAAUCUUUAAGAAGACAAAAAGGGUGAUAAGCCAAGUCGCACCUGGUUUCAGGGGCAAUAACAGUAUAAUAUUGCCCCUAUGGUUUAAGUAUUACUCCAGUGGUGAAAGCACAUCUUUAGCCUUUUGUUCCAGCCAUUCUGAUUACAACCCUGGUAAUUUCUGUUUAAUUAUCACACAAGUGAUGCUUUACAGCUGUCAAGUUUAAAACCAGGUAGUAGAGCUGAUACUGUCCUGCAGCAUACAGUGAGAAGUGCAGUAUGUGUGGUGGAGAUCUGAACUAUUACUGCACCAGCCAGAAUGCAUAUUACCCAACCAUGGGCUGCCAUAGAGCUCCACACACAGAAUGAAUGCUUUUUUAAAAAUUAAAUUAGUCUGUGUUGAAGAAAAUAAAAUAUAUGGCUAUUUGGCUCCACGCUAUCCAAUAAAUGGCCUGCGAUUUAAACAUCAGGCCAGUGGUAUAUUCCAACUGAAAUGCGCAUUUUGGCACAGAGUUCGCAUAGCCUGGCUGUGUGAUAUGUUGGGUCAUAUACAAUUUGGAACAUAGGGUUGGUUUUUUUUCCUCCCCCUUGUGGGCACUGUUAGCUUGCAUGGAUAUAAUGGACAUUUUGGAAAGAAGGGAAAGGGGUCUAGCCAAGGUGCAGGUAGAAAUUAAUGGGCUGUGUUGAAGCCAGUGGAGCUACACAAGAGUGAGUAUGAACCAUCUUUUGAAUCCAUCCUUGAAUCCAGACUAAUCAAUCCCUUGCAAUAGUUAUUUUAUGCCUGGAAUUAACAUUGGGAUUUUGAUGAAUAAAUCACCUCCAGAAUCUCCCUGAUCUUCUGCAAUGGGCUUGUGAGAUCCAGGUACCCCUGUGGCCAGCCUGUUGUCAGGAGGUUCUGCCUCCUCCCUCCGUCACAGAACCUAGAGUUACACUUUGAAGGGGAAUGUUAUGCCCAAGGAUUUGAUCUCGUCAGCUGCAUCGAAACAAACAAAUUGAUCAC
Molecule: messenger RNA, 11395 nt
Organism: Gopherus flavomarginatus (Mexican gopher tortoise)
Lineage: Eukaryota; Metazoa; Chordata; Testudines; Testudinidae
Gene: TMEM151B
Product: transmembrane protein 151B
Source: RefSeq, a predicted model, not a curated record